CGCGUACAGAUUACGACAUGCACCAAAAUCGACAACCGUCCUCCAUGAGCGGUUGUAACGCACCGUACAUCAGCAGUGCUACGAAGCAUGUAUUAGACCGGUAUCUUCUUCCGCUGUACAUUCAAAAUCUCGACUACAUAGCCGCACACAGAAGGCUCACUCUAACCAAACCGGCACAGCUGUAGAUAUCAACAUACGAGGUUAACUUUUUCAAGGCAGAGCACCAACAAAACUACUUCCGUAACACGAUACCCCAAGCAAACACACGUCACCGUUACUCUUGCUACGAGCCGAAGUCGUCGCAGGCAGCGCGCAAAAUACAGGGCCGAAAACUGAGCCAAGCUCUAGACUAGCGUUCCACGAAAAGGGUACAAACACUGCUGUUCUUGCUCAGCAGCGCUCGUCCAGCCUCCAGCUACCACAAUAUCCACAACACAACGCCAAGGCGCAGGUCUCGAAAACACGCAAAACACACACCAUCACAAAACCACCGCGACGCUGAUGCAGCCAAGCGGAGGACACUAUUUCAUCUACCGUCGUCCGAGAAAGCUCGAGAAUGUCCUGCUUCGCGAUCUUUCCUCAGCCUGGCGGCUAAGGUGCUGUAACGCCGCCGAGAACGUUGCAACACAAAAGCCUGUGUCGACAAGGAAACCCCAACGGAGCCGCCAACACCAAGGGGGACACAGGCAAGGCAAGGCUGUCGCAAAUCUCCCGGACGAAACCGGCGACCGCGCGCUCCAACGGCGGGAGUCGAAACAUCUGCCACGCGCGAACCUGUCGAACGUGUCAAGAAUAAACAGGGCCUGCCGGAGCUCUCUCUCUGGCCUGCUCCUCUGCAGCCGCCCGAGCGUCUCUACGCGCGGGCUCGUGCCGAGGAAGUCCUGCAGCAGGUGCGCCAAGUGCGCCGAAGAGGGGUGCAGCGGUCCCAUGUAAAGGAGGCUGCACAGCCGCUGUAGAUACGCCUCCAGCCUAAGGCGGCACGGGAGACGUCGGUAUCGAGAGAGGGGGGGUCGGUUGUAAGAGGAGUUCGUGAAAACUGGUAUUGUUUUGAGGUACAAAAUAUCGCUUUAGGGCGGAGUCUAACCGGACCAAGAGGCAUACCGUACUUAAGCACUCUAUUUUGUUGCGUCGCCAGCAAGAGAAGGAACUUGACAUUCUGUUUUAGCUACACACACGCCUUACCGAAGUUGAGAGUACGUCGACCCCUCGAAAAAAAGGACGAGAAACGAAAAAACCUC
Ectocarpus sp. CCAP 1310/34 is the source of this 1238-nucleotide messenger RNA. NCBI's taxonomy places the organism in Eukaryota, Phaeophyceae, Ectocarpales, Ectocarpaceae. The record is from the annotation of a GenBank genome assembly.